Molecule: messenger RNA, 252 nt
Organism: Penicillium mononematosum
Lineage: Eukaryota; Fungi; Ascomycota; Eurotiomycetes; Eurotiales; Aspergillaceae
Exons: 2
Coding region: 1-252 (83 amino acids)
Source: RefSeq, a predicted model, not a curated record
AUGCUAGCCUUGGUUGUGGCACUUCGUGCAAGCGAAGAGGAUGACGGAAGGCUCCUCACCUCUCCAGUUUACUUUGUGUCAGAACCCGGCAUUGGUACCACUGAUGAAAAGGACAGGUCCGGGCAGAAGGGCAAGGGAAAGGCCAACGACAAGGCCAAGAAGAAGGAGAAAGAGAAGGCCAAGAGCACCUGCAAACGCCCCUAUCUUCAUAUCAUUACAGGGGAGUCUAGUACUUCCGCCAGCACGGCGUAA